AUGUUCUCUCGACGCUUCGAGCCGUCUCAGACGAAGAGUGUCUCCAAGUCUGGGAGGCACAGGAGAGCAAGCUCGUCCUUCACCAAGGAAGCUGGCAUCUCGAAGAGGCCUGUUGAGUUGGGACGUCGCCGUGCUGGCACCGUCUCCAACGCUGGUGCAUCCGAGACUACCCUGGGCGGUUUCGUCUCGGCCAUCGUCACCCUUGUCGUCGGCCAGGAGCAGAGGAUUUUCGCCGCCCAUGAGAACAUCCUCAGCGCUUCGCCCUUUUUCCAGAGCGUCCUGAGGAACCAGUUGAUGGACUCGCAGACCAAGAAGAUCUCGCUGCCCGACGAAGAGCCCGAAGUCUUCUCAUCCAUUCUCGAAUACCUCUACAAGGGAGACUACUACCCGCGGCUGGUGUUCAACAAGAAGAGGAACUCGUGGGAGCUGGAAGAGGCUGGCGAGGAUGGCCGCUCCGAGGCCACCAUCUACCACCACAGCGUCGAGGGCGAGUUGCUCAAGGACACGGCCAUCUACUGCGCUGCCGAAAAGUACGGUCUCGAGGAGCUGAAGCGCAUCUCUUUGCGCAAGCAAGGUCUCCAGUCCGGCAUCCAGGCCAGCACCAUCCUGGCCUCGGCCCGCUACGCCUACGCCAACACCCCCGACACCGACUCCAAGCUCCGCGCCCAUUAUCUGGCCCUCAUCAUCCGCAGCCGGAACACCUUCAAGCGCAGCGGCACCAUGCAACUCGAGAUGUUCAACGGCGGCACUCAGCUCUUCUUUGACCUGUUUGUUGCCCUUUGCAACCACGUCGACGACAUCUCGAGCGCUGCUAGCACGCCUCGCACUCCUCGCAGCGGCCGUCCCUUCUAG
Thermothelomyces thermophilus ATCC 42464 is the source of this 852-nucleotide messenger RNA. RefSeq lists its product as uncharacterized. The record is from RefSeq and is a predicted model, not a curated record. The coding region runs from base 1 to 852 and encodes 283 amino acids. The transcript has 3 exons. Gene Ontology annotation, molecular function: protein binding. Lineage: Eukaryota; Fungi; Ascomycota; Sordariomycetes; Sordariales; Chaetomiaceae.